AUGGAUCGAUUCUGUGCAAGCUCUCGCAGAAGAUCGAGGAUUGGCAAAGCUGUGUUCAAGGACGGCACUCCUCGGCGAAGAUGCGGGAUUUUGUACGACUCCUGCUACGAUAUGUUAUCCACAUUGAUGCUGUGGACACUUACCGAUCCCUCCACUGCAACGCAACAAUUAAGCGAAGGUAGCGAGCCAAAAUUCCGAUGGCCUUACUAUUCUAUCAUUAUUAAGAAGCUUAAGAAGGAAAUAGCUGACCAGCGAGUUCCACCAGAGUUGCGAGCAUUACUGCAGUUUCUUCCCAUACCCAAAAAUACCAUAUCUGUGUUCGCAAUGGAGCCGUAUGGUACGCCAUCAGUGGCAACUGUACAGAAACUUUCCGGGGGAGCAGCUCGCCCGCCAAGUGUUUUGCAGUCAGCACCAAUGAGUGGUGUUCGACAUGGUCGUUAUGCCCUACACAUUAGCGAGAAAGUGAAAACAUCAAGUUACGACUUCAUUCAUGCCUACAUCAAUGAACAGAAUACCAAAGGUGGAUGGAAAUGGGGCUGGUUCCAGGCAUCGAAAAUUGAUCGUCUUCCGUGUCCAAUACAAAAAUGGGUGACAAGGAUUUUAGUCCACAAGCAUCAGCUGGAAUAUCAAAGGCCGAAUUCAAUUAUCACAGAAUCAAAUGAUCACUUUUUGUCGGCACCUGCGGUGGAGGCAACAGGUGAUGCUCCAGCACCGUCAGCUUCAAGCGCAAACACCCCUGGGACGCAAACUCCUGCUACACCAACAGUAUCUGUUAUGGGCGUAGAAGCAACAACCCCUGGAAAUGAAGAAGUUAUAACCUCGCUCAAUUCUGCUGUAAGUACACCUUCCACAAGUGAUGUAACAAUGGAUGAUGCUACACCAGAACAAAACCGCACUUUAUCAUCAGCUUCGAAUCCAGUUUCUCCAAGGACUACUCGAGGUGGCCGUAAGCGCGCUAAUGUUAAUAGGCAGCACAUUGCAGGAUCUCGCCAGAAGAGGUCGGCGUCACGCAAUGAGCCCCCUGCGCCAUCUAUUACUCCUUCAUUUGCUCAACCUUGGCACGGAACAGGUCCUAAUGUGGCAAGCAGUGUUUUAUCUCAGCAGGACCCAGUCACUUAUUCUCAGCAUCAAGCACAGCAACUGUCUUCAAAUGCAGUUAAAGAUCCUACUAAGACGAAGAUUCAAGAGUGCAUCAAUAAGAAACGACUCGAAGCAGCACGAAUUUCUGCAGGUUUUCCUGGUUCGUCAUCCUCACAGCCUCCCACGAUUACUCCUAAUAUGCCGCAAACUUCAUAUUCAGAUUCUAACUUCAGCCACCAUUCAGGAAAUAAUCGACCUUUGUCAGGUGAUUUUCAAAACCAACACGCUGCCCAAGCGAAUUUCGUCCAAAGCACUGUGUUGCUACAGGCGUCUCAGUCAUCAGUGGACCCAUCUCAGCAACAGAUGCCACAACAGCAACAAAUGCAAGCAAUACAGCCAUCCCAUCAUACCCCAGCUUCUCACCAACAACAACAACCCGCACAGCAGUCAUCUGCAAAUGUUUCGCAUUCAAUGCAGUCACAAGCCAUCCAACAUAUGCACCUUCAUCACUUGCAGCAACAAAUGCCUCCACAGCAGCAGCCGCCGCAUAUAGCUUCACAGGGAAUGCAACAUUCACAAGUCUCGCAACAACCAAUGAUGGAACAACAAAUGGGGCAGUCUCAUCUGCAACAGACGCGCUCAAGUAAUAUUCAAGGAGCCAUGGACAGCCAACAGUUUCCUCAAAUUAGUGGGUCGGCUCAUCAUCAAUCUUCUUUGGGUGGUCAAAUGAAUUUCCAAGGGCAUACGGGUCAACUUCCUCAACAAGCUCAGCAACAACCUCGAAACACGAUGGGACAGUUUACGUCCAGAGAGGGAACGAUGAACAUUGACUAUCAACAAGGUGGGCGAGGAAGUCGGCAAUCUAUGCAAUUAAGUCAACAAACAGGGUCACAGGGUGGAAUUGGUCGCAGUAGUAUUCCUAGCAGCCAAAUGAGUGGUCAUAUGGGAUCCCAACACAUCUCCGAUACCCAACAAGUUGGAGGACAUACGAUUGGCUCCCAACAAAUGUCGCAUCAAAUGACCCAAGCUUCUAUGUCUGGCCAGCACUACUUCAUACAGCAAGAUCAGAGGACCAUGAAUCCGCCAUACAACCAGUCUCAGUACACUUCAAACAAUCAGUUUUAA
Molecule: messenger RNA, 2205 nt
Organism: Necator americanus (New World hookworm)
Lineage: Eukaryota; Metazoa; Nematoda; Chromadorea; Rhabditida; Ancylostomatidae
Exons: 16
Coding region: 1-2205 (734 amino acids)
Source: RefSeq, a predicted model, not a curated record